Messenger RNA from Penicillium daleae, 1155 nucleotides. RefSeq lists its product as uncharacterized. The record is from RefSeq and is a predicted model, not a curated record. The coding region runs from base 1 to 1155 and encodes 384 amino acids. The transcript is spliced from 4 exons. NCBI's taxonomy places the organism in Eukaryota, Fungi, Ascomycota, Eurotiomycetes, Eurotiales, Aspergillaceae.
AUGUCGCUUGAAGAAAAGUUUCCGGCCUAUGGUGGCCGAGGGCCUGGCGAUUUGCGCCUCGGCAUUGCGUUGGCUAUCAUUGCGACUAUUUUCAUGGGUAUGCGCGUCUAUGUGCGGUUGUUCAUGAAUAAAUUUGGAACUACUGCCUUGAUGUGGUCACUCGCUGCUUGGUUGCUUACUACUAUGACCCAAAUCUUUGGAAUCCUCUCCGUCCUCCAUGGUCUCGGAAACCAUAUCACACUCAUUAUGAAAGUUGGCGAAUUACACAACUUCCUCCUCUUCACCUGGAUUACCGUGUUCUUCUUCAAUCUCGCCAUUCCUACCGGCAAGGUGGCCGUCGCUGCGUUCCUGAUUGAAAUGAAUGGACAAAGUAACCCAAAGAUCAGGAAGAGCCUAAUUGCUGUCGCUGUUCUAAACAUCGUUCUCAAUAUCCCGCAGGUCUUGAUGGUCUGGUUCCAAUGCACCCCGGUGACUGCCCUCUGGGAUCCACUGCAGCAGGAUAAAUGCGACCACCGAAAGAGCGUAUACUAUACCUACUUUGUCGGCGCUAUCGCUGCUUUGUCGGAUAUUUACCUCGCCAUCGUCCCCAUCCACAUGCUCAUACCCCUGCGUAUCGAUCGAAAGCUCAAAUGGGGCCUCAGUUUCCUCAUGGGCUGUGGCGUUUUUGCUGGCGUGGCCGCUGUUGUCCGUACAUGGGCUGCCAAAUUUAUUCUGAGUGAAGACUCUUCUUAUGGCGUUGGCAUCCUGUUCCGCUGGGGUGAGGUUGAGGAGUGGCUUGUUCUGAUCACCAUGUCUAUUCCACCAGUGUGGCCAAUAUUCCGGCCCUUCACUCAUCGCUUUAUCAAGUCAACUAUCACGGGAAGCAAGCGGAAGAGCUACAUGUACAACUACAAGCAGCCAUACAGCACUACCGCGGUCGGUGAUCAAUCACCGGGUUUCCCUCCCCCUAGGUCGCCGGGAUUUCCUCCAAUGGUCACCACCACCAUCUCCAUCUCGUCAGCAAAGGAUGGAGGAUCGACUAUCGUGCCGUCAGAAACAGGGUCACGAGUAUCGAACGAGCGCGUACCACAUGACAUUCUACACGACAAGAGCUAUUCUACAACCUGGGUCGAGUUGUCUGAUGUCAACCCGAAGGACUCACAACACCAGCCUUGA